UCCUGUCAAUACAUUACGUCACAAUAUAUUCUUAAAAGGGAAAAACUAAUUGAUUUAUAAAAUAUUGUUUAAUCAUACAGCAAUACUUGGAGAGAAAAUCAUAAUAAUAUCUCUAGAAAUUCAAAUAAUGAAAAUAUUGUUUAUAUCGUUUAUUUGUACAGCGUUGUUGUCUACAGUAGAAGCUGCCGGCGUCUGCAAUGAGACAUGUACAUCUUCAUGGGGAAGCAUUUAUGUACAUUACUGUAAAAAGGGACAGGAGUGUUGCGGUAAAAAAUGUAUGCCAUAUGGGGCAGACUGUUGCAGCGGUUCAGAAUAUUGUGACAACGCAAGUACAUGUUGUGCUGGAGAUGUGUGUUGUUCUCCUGAAAAAGUCUGCAAAAAUGGUGCUUGUGUUAUUAAAGAACAGAACGAACAAACUUACAAACACACAAAUGUGAACAUCAGCUGGUGGUAUAUUCUACUCAUCAUAGCGGUGUGUGUGGCGUUUCCUGUCGCUGUUUUCAUAUGGAAGCGAAGACGUGCACGAAUCAGAGCUAAUACUCAGCCUAGCAGAAUUGUUAUGGUACAUAGUAAUCCAGUCCAUACACCGGUGCAAUCCACAACUGUUUUCGGACGUACAAACGGACAGCCACAAAACAUUGCUUUUAUUGUAACAAAGUGAAUAUAACAAGAGAGUGGCAAUGCUUUUCUCAUGUUUAAACAUCUUGUGAACACUGCAACUAAAGUCAAUGUCCUUCCUAAUAAAACUGUGUGAUCAGACAACAUGCUAAACAUAGGAUAAUAAUCUUAUAUUAAUGGUUGAAAUUAACACACAACUCUAACGCAUUUUACAUGAUAAAUAAUUAAAGACACUGAAAUCAUAACAUCAGAUGUAACAAAGUAAAUAUUAGUAAAACGAAAAUAGAGAUCUGCUUUUAUAGCCUUUUUUAGGUUUGGACCUCAAAGUUUGAUUUUUCAAUAAAUUGUAAAUAUGCCAGGUUUUUAUACUCAAACCAUCGAUGUUUAGGUCAUAACCACUAAGUCAUGACAUCCCUAUCUUUUGUUUUUAUAAAAUAUGCGUUAUUUACAGUGGUGAAGAAAUUAUAGAAACAUUAAUACCUUCAUAAACGCCUA
Molecule: messenger RNA, 1113 nt
Organism: Ruditapes philippinarum (Manila clam)
Lineage: Eukaryota; Metazoa; Mollusca; Bivalvia; Venerida; Veneridae
Exons: 5
Coding region: 128-661 (177 amino acids)
Source: RefSeq, a predicted model, not a curated record